Indicator indicator is the source of this 2275-nucleotide messenger RNA. It is a transcript of the gene DCTN4, whose product is annotated as dynactin subunit 4. NCBI's taxonomy places the organism in Eukaryota, Metazoa, Chordata, Aves, Piciformes, Indicatoridae. The record is from RefSeq and is a predicted model, not a curated record. The transcript has 14 exons. Bases 1 to 1404 code for a protein of 467 amino acids. Gene Ontology annotation, cellular component: dynactin complex.
AUGGCGUCGUUGCUGCAGUCGGAGCGAGUGCUGUACUUGGUGCGCGGCGAGAAGGAGAUGCGGGCUCCGCUGUCGCAGCUGUACUUCUGCCGCUACUGCAGCGAGCUCCGCUCCCUGGAAUGCGUCUCGCACGAGGUGGACUCUCACUACUGCCCCAGCUGCUUGGAAAACAUGCCUUCAGCUGAAGCCAAGCUCAAAAAGAAUAGGUGUGCAAACUGCUUUGACUGCCCCUGCUGCAUGCACACCCUUUCCACACGGGCCACAAGCAUUCCUGCUCCACUCCCUGAUGACCCAGCCAAGACUACCAUGAAGAAAGCUUAUUACUUGGCCUGUGGAUUCUGCCGCUGGACUUCCCGGGAUGUGGGCAUGGCAGACAAGUCUGUUGCUAGUGGUGGCUGGCAGGAGCCGGAGAAUCCUCACACACAGAGGAUCAAUAAACUGGUUGAAUACUACCAGCAGUUGGCUCAGAAGGAGAAGAUGGAGCGGGACCGGAAGAAGCUGGUGCGACGUCGGAACUACAUGCCCCUGGCCUUCUCGCAACACACUAUACACGUAGUGGACAAAUAUGGCCUUGGAACCAGGCUUCAGCGGCAGAGGCCCGGAGCACCUAUCAGUGCCCUCGCUGGACUCUCCCUGAAAGAAGGAGAGGACCAGAAGGAGAUCAAGAUUGAGCCAGCUGAUGCAGUGGAAGAAGUAGAACCUCUUCCUGAAGAUUACUACACAAGACCAAUCAAUCUGACAGAAGUGACGACGCUGCGCCAGCGCCUGCUGCAGCCUGACUUCCAGCCCAUCUGCGCCUCCCAGCUCUACCCACGCCAUAAGCACCUCCUGAUCAAACGCUCCCUGCGCUGCCGGAAAUGUGAGCAUAACCUGAGCAAACCAGAAUUCAAUCCAACAUCUAUCAAAUUCAAGAUCCAGCUGGUUGCUGUUAACUACAUCCCUGAAGUGAGAAUCAUGUCUAUUCCCAACCUGCGCUACAUGAAGGAGAGCCAAGUCCUUCUGACUCUGACCAACCCAGUGGAGAACAUCACACAUGUCACACUGCUGGAGUGCGAGGAGGGAGACCCUGACAAUAUCAACAGCACUGCCAAGGUGGCAGUUCCCCCCAAGGAGCUUAUUCUGGCUGGCAAAGAUGCUGCAGCAGAAUACGAUGAGCUGGCAGAGCCUCAAGACUUCCAGGAUGAUCCUGAUGUUAUUGCCUUCAGAAAAGCCAACAAGGUAGGAGUGUUCAUCAAGGUCACUCCCCAGAAAGAAGAGGGUGAGGUGACCGUGAGUUUCAAGAUGAAACACGAGUUCAAAAACCUGGCUGCUCCAAUCCGGCCCAGCGAGGAGGGCGAUCAUCCCUCGGAGGUCAUCUGGCUCACCCAUCACGUGGAGCUCAGCCUCGGUCCAGUGCUCCCAUAAACACUCCCCAUGCUUGUGCCCUGAGGGCUGGCUGCAGGAUGGACUGGCACAGUGAAGAGAGCACCUGCUGGAACCUCCUGCCAGAGCUCCUUUGUGAUGUGUGGGUGUGUGCCACGGGCCGCCAGAGGCGGCUGAGGGUGCCCUGCUUUGGGAUGGUUUGUUCUCUCUCUUUGUUGUAGUGCCCACUAACUACUGCUCUGCUUCCCCACUCUGCCACAGGCUAGUUUAACUUGCAGCACCUCUUCUGGCACACAGAAAGGCCUCCCUUUCUCCACAUCUGUACCACGCCUGGCUGAAUUUGGAUUUGUCAACAGAAAAGAACCCAUACUGGUUUUUCUUCCUGCCAGCCCACAAACCUGAUGUCACACACUCGGUAGUGAACACACUGAGUCUUUUCACACAGAGCUGUGCCCUUCCAGAACAAGCACUCUGGGAGGUGACCAUGGCUGCUACCUUGUGGGUAGGCUGUUGGCAGCACCACGAUGCUUUCUCUUGGUUUUCUGCUUCCUUAAAGGAUACCUCAGCUCUGGGUGCUCAGGAUUUACAACCCUGCCCCUCUUGCUUAGCCAAGGUGACAAGUGUGCUCUCACAAAAGGAAAUGAUCAGUUUGCCUUUAAACUCCAAAUGUAGUGUACUGUAGUGUUCCUGGGUUUGACUGGCAGCAGAGCCCAUCGUGUUUCAGGGCAAUGUGGCUGCAUGAUGCACUGUGAGCUGGGAAUUCAGGCACUGCUACAGCUGUUGGCUGGGGCAGGGAUGCUCUGGAGAAGCUGCUUUGCAGUGUUCAGCUCAAUUAACCUGUGUUGCUAGGGGUAAUGAUGGGAGUAUGAAACCUGGAAAGUUACGAUUAGAUCUGGUAUACAUUGAGCUGUAG